Messenger RNA from Aaosphaeria arxii CBS 175.79, 1529 nucleotides. Its product is annotated as MFS general substrate transporter. Gene Ontology annotation, biological process: transmembrane transport. The coding region runs from base 29 to 1408 and encodes 459 amino acids. NCBI's taxonomy places the organism in Eukaryota, Fungi, Ascomycota, Dothideomycetes, Pleosporales. The record is from RefSeq and is a predicted model, not a curated record. The transcript is spliced from 2 exons. Gene Ontology annotation, molecular function: transmembrane transporter activity.
AAUAGUCUCGCAUCAUCAAUCCUUCGCCAUGUCGACCGGUACUUCAGCUUCCGAGCCUGCGGGCUCGAUCCGAAAGUCGUAUUCCUUCUUUCGGUCCGUUCCUUUCCAGAUCAUUGUCGCCAGUGGUGUGUCAUUCACUGCCCCGGGCAUGUGGGAUGCGUUGGGUGGCCUUGGCGCUGGUGGUGCUGCUAAGCCAUUUGCUGUAUCUGCAGCCAACGCAUUGCUCUAUGGACUGUUCGCCGUCUUCUGUGCAGCGGCUGGUGCCAUCAACAACCGCAUUGGCCUGAAAUAUGGUCUUGCAUUGGGUGCAAUUGGCUACCCAUUGUACGGCGCCGGUCUCUACACCAACAACGUCAGCUCCAACACCUGGUUCCUUCUCUUCGGCAGCGCGCUAUGUGGUGUCUCAGCAGGUUUCUUCUGGGCUGCCGAGGCUGCCAUUAUUAUCGGAUACCCCUCGCCCAAAGACCGUGCCUUCUUCCUUGCUAUCUGGCAGACUGCUAAGGCUUCUGGACCCAUCGUGGGUGGCGCUAUCAACUUGGGAUUGAACGCCAACCGUAAGACGGCAGGCUCCGUCUCUUCCUCGACAUACAUCGUCUUCAUCGUCCUUAUGUGCCUUGGUCUUCCGAUUGCACUGUGUCUCUCUCCCGCAAGCAAAGUCUGGCGUAAGGAUGGUACGAAGGUCGUCACCUCAAAAGCCCCUACGUGGUUGGGCGAGUUCAAGGCUGUCGGAAAAUUGUUCGUCAGCCGCAGGAUCCUUCUUUUGCUCCCUGCCUUCUUCAUCAGCUACUUCUACAACGGCUUCAUGAGCACAUGGUUGACAACCUACUUCACGGUCCGCUCCCGCGCUUUCUCCUCGUUCUUCACCAACUUCUCCGGAAUCUUCAGCUCCUUCAUCAUCGCCUACCUCCUGGACAACCAGAAGAUCCACAUCAAGACCCGUGCCCGCGUCGCUUUCAUCUCCAUUGUCACCAUCCUCAUCGGCACCUGGAUCUGGGCCACCAUCCUGCAGAAGCAGUUCUACGAUGCUGCCGAGGCCCCCGUUUUCGAUUGGUUCCAGGGCGGUUUCGGAAAGAGCUACGCUCUCGUUUUCUUCUGGCAGUUUGGUGGACAGGCGUUCCAGCAGUUCCUGUACUGGCUCGUUGGACAGUACGCAACCGAUCUCUCCAACUUGAGCCAUCUCACUGGUAUCUUGCGAGGUGUUGAGGCGCUUGGACAGACUGUGGCUUGGGCUAUGCAGUCUGAGGGCAACGCAAACCAUUUCGUCAGCAUUGGCCUCAACUUCGGCAUCACUGUCCUCUGCAUCUUCCCCACCUGGAUCAUCCUUUCCGAGCUCGAGAAGAGCCACGAGGUGUACGUCACCGAGGAGCAGGUCGUUGCUGACCAGAAGUUGGACAACGAGGCUCAGUAGAUGCAUCAAUCCGAAUAUCCGCUUUGAUGCGAACAACAAAAUAAAACAAAAGUAAUUGAAGGAUAGAGUAAUGCACAGAAGAGAUAGACAAAAACGGAGAUACCCACAUUGAAUAGAAUAG